Messenger RNA from Trichechus manatus latirostris (Florida manatee), 4057 nucleotides. RefSeq names its product matrix metallopeptidase 24 (gene MMP24). Lineage: Eukaryota; Metazoa; Chordata; Mammalia; Sirenia; Trichechidae. The coding region runs from base 92 to 1687 and encodes 531 amino acids. Gene Ontology annotation, cellular component: extracellular matrix. Gene Ontology annotation, biological process: proteolysis; collagen catabolic process; extracellular matrix organization. Gene Ontology annotation, molecular function: zinc ion binding; metalloendopeptidase activity. The record is from RefSeq and is a predicted model, not a curated record. The transcript has 8 exons.
CUGGUUAAAGUCAUAUGGCUAUCUACUUCCCUAUGAUUCACGGGCAUCUGCGUUGCACUCAGGGAAGGCCUUACAGUCAGCAGUCUCCACUAUGCAGCAGUUUUACGGGAUCCCAGUCACCGGUGUGUUGGAUCAGACAACAAUCGAGUGGAUGAAGAAACCUCGAUGUGGUGUCCCUGAUCACCCCCACUUGAGCCGUAGGCGGAGAAACAAGCGCUACGCCCUGACCGGACAGAAGUGGAGGCAAAAGCACAUCACCUACAGCAUUCACAACUACACCCCAAAAGUGGGUGAGCUGGACACACGGAAAGCUAUUCGCCAGGCUUUUGAUGUGUGGCAGAAGGUAACCCCGCUGACCUUUGAAGAGGUGCCAUACCACGAGAUCAAAAGCGACCGGAAGGAGGCAGACAUCAUGAUUUUUUUUGCUUCUGGUUUCCAUGGCGACAGCUCCCCAUUUGAUGGAGAAGGGGGAUUUCUGGCCCAUGCCUACUUCCCUGGCCCAGGGAUUGGAGGAGACACUCACUUUGACUCAGAUGAGCCGUGGACACUAGGAAAUGCCAACCAUGAUGGCAAUGACCUCUUCCUGGUGGCUGUGCACGAGCUGGGCCAUGCGCUAGGCCUGGAGCACUCCAAUGAUCCCAGCGCCAUCAUGGCACCCUUCUACCAGUACAUGGAGACACACAACUUCAAGCUGCCCCAGGAUGAUCUUCAAGGCAUCCAGAAGAUCUAUGGACCCCCAGCCGAGCCACUGGAGCCCACAAGGCCCCUCCCCACGCUCCCCGUCCGCAGGAUCCACUCACCGUCUGAAAGGAAGCAUGAGCGCCAACCCAGGCCCCCUCGGCCACCCCUCGGGGACCGACCAUCCACACCAGGAGCCAAACCCAACAUCUGUGAUGGCAACUUCAACACAGUGGCCCUCUUCCGGGGCGAGAUGUUUGUGUUUAAGGAUCGCUGGUUCUGGCGCCUGCGUAACAACCGGGUACAGGAAGGCUACCCAAUGCAGAUAGAGCAGUUCUGGAAGGGCCUGCCAGCCCGCAUAGAUGCAGCCUAUGAAAGGGCUGAUGGCAGAUUUGUCUUCUUCAAAGGUGACAAAUACUGGGUGUUUAAGGAAGUGACAGUGGAGCCUGGGUAUCCCCACAGCCUGGGGGAGCUGGGCAGCUGUCUGCCCCGGGAAGGCAUUGACACAGCUCUGCGCUGGGAACCCGUGGGCAAGACCUACUUCUUCAAAGGCGAGAGGUACUGGCGCUACAGCGAGGAGCGGCGGGCUACAGACCCUGGCUACCCCAAGCCCAUCACCGUGUGGAAAGGCAUCCCACAGGCACCCCAAGGGGCCUUCAUCAGCAAAGAAGGAUAUUACACCUACUUCUACAAGGGCCGGGACUACUGGAAGUUUGACAACCAGAAACUGAGCGUGGAGCCAGGUUACCCACGCAACAUCCUGCGUGACUGGAUGGGCUGCAACCAGGAGGUGGAGCGGCGCAAGGAGCGGCGGCUGCCUCAGGAUGAUGUGGACAUCAUGGUGACCAUCAAUGACAUGCCAGGCUCUGUGAACGCUGUGGCCGUGGUCAUCCCCUGCAUCCUGUCCCUCUGCAUCCUUGUGCUGGUCUAUACCAUCUUCCAGUUCAAGAACAAGGCAGGCCCUCAGCCUGUCACCUACUAUAAGCGGCCAGUCCAGGAGUGGGUAUGAGCAGCCCAGAGCCCUCUCUGUCCACUCGGUCUAGCCAGCCAGGCCCCUCCUCACCAGGGCCUAAGGGGCAGCUCCAGCCACUGCCCACAGGGGCCAGCAGGGCCCUAGGCCAGGGUUGUGCAGCUGCAAUAGUGGGUGCAUUGGUUUAGACUGUCAGGCAGGGAGUGAUGGGGGUUGUGCCCAGGGUGGGUGUCUGGCCCUCAGCUGCCAGCCUUCUAUCCUGGGUAACCUACUCCCUACUCAAAGGAAUAGUCCAGGCCCCAUCAGGAAGCAGGGACCCUGUCAGGGGGAGCCCCUGUGGUCACCACAUCCUUGGGCCUGCCCAUGAGGCACCACAGCUUCAUUCCUGGCUUGGGCUCAGCACCUUCUGUGGGAAGCCAGCACUAGCUCUCUCACCCCCAUCUGGGAGAUCCCACCAGUACUAGCCCCCUAUUGCCAACACCUGCUGGUCAGAUGUACCCCACACACCCCUGUCCUCCAAGGUUAUACGAUACCUGCUCCUGACACAGUGGGCAGCAAGCCUAGGUUUCCCCUGCUGGAAUACAGCAGAUCCCUCAGGAAACCUGUUCCACAUGUCAGGGCCUCCUUGGAGACCCAGGAUUUAGGGUCACAUGCUGCAGGCAGGGCUGUGGCCCAACUGGGUCUGACAAGGACCCAGCCGUCACGUCGUGAUAAUUAAAAUGUCCUGUCACUACUGUUUAAGUCCCAUUCUGCAAAGGCUGCUUGAGGGUUUAGGUGAAUUAGAGUUGACUGUCUUGGUGAUGAGGCCAGUGUGGCUGGCCCUCCCCCAGGUGGUAAGCACCAAGGUGCUGCUAAGGCCACUCUGGAGACCAGACACCCCAGGAGCUGGGCCCUGCUCUGAGGCUAAAGAGCUGGGGCAGUAGCUGGCCCCAUUUCUGGAGACCAAUCUGAGCUUGUGAUGCCCUGUAUUCCCUCCCACGAUCCCCCUCUUUCUCCUCACUUCCCUUACCCCAUCCCCAGCCCUGCUCCAGCCUAUCACUUUGGCCUGGGGGCUCAGCCUGACCAGGAAGGCUCCAGGAACAACAUUCUUAUGGCAUUGGGGUAAGGGGCCCAGAGCGGCCUUAUGAAGUGCUCAGAGCCCACUCCACCGGCUACCCCGAAGCCGCCUCAAUCUCUCAGCCUGGAAGCAGUGUUUAUACCAUGAGCUUGGCCCUUCCUGACCCAGCUCAUUGUGCCCAUCCUUCUGCACUGCUCUUAGGUAAAGGGUAUCCCCAGCUGGUAGUGGCCCCAAGCCUAGGGGCCUCCUUUUUUGACCCUUCUUGGGCCUAACCUUCACUGUCUCUGGCAGAAAUUCCCAGGACUCAGCUUGCCUCACUCGAACCCAGCAGAAGCAGCCCUGCCUGUCACUGAGGUGCCCUUGGCAAGACCAAUGGGCUCAGUGAUGCCUGCUGGCUAUCUGCCAACGUCAGAAGGUGGUGUCAGGCAGCCCUCAGGUGCUGCCCUUGCCCUCUGAGCUUGCAUGGGCCUUGCCCCCCACCCCGUGGCCUCUGGGUUUUGGGUUAGCUUACCCUAGAGCACAGCCAGGGACUCCUGCUGCCCUGAGAGCUGUCUCAAGCAAAAUCUCUCUAGUCCCAGAGGAGCCAAUGUGGGCCUACUGCAUCCCGUUGUCAUCACCCUUCUGUUUGUUCUCAUUUUGGCCAAGGGCAGGCUCCCUAGGGCAGGGGGAACGACUGCAGAGAUAUUAGUGAUUCAUAGAUUUGUACAGUGUUUUAUACUUUGCAAAGCACUUUAUUAGCUUACAUCUGUCCAUUCACAUGAAACACACAUAGGCCCUGCGAAGCUAAGGGUGACCCUCACCAUGCCCUUCCCUUAGAUGAAGCACAGAGAGGUUCUGUUCCUUGCCUGGGCCAUCCAGUGGGCUGCCUGGGCCUGUGUCCCACCUAUGGACUCCUCUAGGGUCCAAGAUGAGAUCAGAAGUAUCUCCUCUAUCCAUCUCCUGGUCUCCCUUCUCUCCCCACUGGUCCCUCUCUACCCCUCAGGUUGGUGCUCUCACUUCUUGAUAGCUCUAGGCCCCUCAGGCUCCCUGCUGGCUCCUGGAACUACCUAGGCCAGCUGAUAAACAGCAGGAGACAGAGGCAGGCAGCCCAGCCUACGGAUGUGAGGGAUGUGGGGCCAGGCCAAGAGAGGGCUGGCUUCCAAUCUCUGGCGCUCCUGCUUUGUGAACAUCUGUUUGUCAAUCAUCCCAGCACAGGGCAAACAGACAGGAGCAAAGCACUGGGGGCCCCAGAGCCCAGCUUUCCCUCAGCCUGGGAGACAUCACAGCAUUUCAGUGUCAGUCACAUUUUAAACUGAUCAGCCUUUGUAUAAUGUUUUUUAAAUCAUUUCUAAAUAAAACGAAAAUACAGAGUG